CUCCUCCUCCUCGUUCCCGCUGCCUCUCGCAGCCACAUCUCUCCAUCACUCCAUCUGCUUCGCGUCCCUCUCCUCUCUCCGUCCUCUCACAUCCUCAUCCUCCGCUUCGUUCGUUCCAUUCGACGACAUGUUCUGCCGGUGAAGUCCGCCAACUCACGCAGACCGCGGAUGCCGAGCGACGAGAACAGACAAAUGCUCUGAGGAGGAAGAAAAGGGAGAGAAGAACAACAAGAAGAAGAAAACACGCACGUUUGCAUUUUUCUCUGAGUGCCUUGGCUUGAACGGAGCAACAGGAUGGAUCUGUCUUUCAUGGCCGCAUCCCUGUUAUGACAGGAGCCUUCAUGGACUCCUCGCCCAACGACGACUACAGUGGCGAGCACUCACUCUUUAACUCUUCGGCCAGUGUCAACGCCGCGGCCUCGGCGGCCUCGGUACAAGGCCAGCAGGACGAGCAGCAGUCCAUGUCAAGUGAUGCCAUCUGGCUCUGGAUCGCCAUCAUCGCUACGAUUGGAAAUAUUGUGGUGGUGGGCGUCGUCUAUGCCUGCACAUUCUGAUAAACAUGCUUACCAAGACAAACUGCAAAAUCACAGGUCAUGCAUUUUUUUCUUUCUUGGAUGACUAAAACCCCAAAAGUAUCUUUAGAGCGGACACAUCCUCCAUCUUUAUGUCGCUCUUUUUCUUCCCUUCGCUAGGUCUUUGGAUUAUUUAGAGCCCCCGUGGAUUGUCUAAGUUCUGACAAUGACAAAUACACGUCCAUACUUCUUUAUCGAAGAGAAAGAUUGGUACUUGGCUGCAUUUGUCAUCGACAAGCACUUUUAAAUUCUACGGCUGUAGGUUUUUAGAAGGAGCUUGUGUGCAUGACAGCUCUUUUGUUAAAGACAGAAAUAUUAUGUGCGCUCUUACUUCAUAAUCAGAAACUUUUUUUUUCAGCUUGAGUUUGUUUCUAUAUUUCUGUGAAGACAUCCUCCUCAUCCAUAAAACAGAUGGGAGAGCAGAGACUGAAUUAGGUUUAAGAUUUGGAAUGAACCAGAUCAGUUUAACGUUCAUCAACAAGGUUUUUAAAUUUAAUUUCAUUCAUGUUGGGCAGAUCUGAAGCCAGGGUAAUAAAAAUGCAUUUAUUCAUCAUAAAGAUACCUAAUGUCUAAGAGUUUGUAAACAAUUUUGAUGACUCAACAAACGACUUUGUUAAAUAGUUUUUAUUUUUAUUUUAAUUAAAGUGGGGUUUUGCA
This is a messenger RNA of Austrofundulus limnaeus, 1229 nucleotides long. RefSeq lists its product as uncharacterized. NCBI's taxonomy places the organism in Eukaryota, Metazoa, Chordata, Actinopteri, Cyprinodontiformes, Rivulidae. The record is from RefSeq and is a predicted model, not a curated record.